GUGGACUAUAAAACCACCGCCCACUGUCUCUGGUCCAGCCAGUUCUCGGAAGGAAGACGGAAUCCUGAACAGCAGCAUGAGCGACACACUGAGGGAGUCCUUGUUGGUGAAGCUCGGCCAGCUUCAGUGCCACUUCACGUGGGGCCCACAGAUGGACAUCGUCGACCUGGACGAAGUGAAGCAGAAGUUGCAGGAUUCGAUUAUCAUCGGCGGGAAGCACCAAGGCGUGCCGCACAACCAGCUGGCUUACAUCAACUACCUGCAGGGCAACUGCGAAGAAGCUCUCCGUGACUUAGAGGAGGCGGAGAGACGUCUGAGGGAGAUCCACGGGGAUGGAUUUGAGAGGAGGAGCAUCGUCACCCAUGGCAACCGGGCCUGGUUGCAUUAUCACAUGGGGCAACUCAGCGAGGCCCAGUCCUACCUCGACAAGCUGGAGGUGAUGUGUGGCCCCCUCACACAGGGCUCGCACGUCACGGAAAUGGUGCCCGAGGUGUUGGGGGAGAAGGGGUGGUCUUUGCUGAGCUCCCACUCUCAGUUUUACGAGGAGGCGAAGGAAUGUUUCGCCAGGGCUCUGGAGAAAGAUCCCGACAACACGGAGUGGAACAUGGGCUACGCCACCGCUCUCUACCGUCUGGAAUCGAUUUCCGGGAUCCUGAAAAAACCCGAAGUGAGUCAGUCGGUGAGACAGCUGAGACGGGUGCUGGAGCUCGAUCCGGGUGAAUCUGUGGCCAGGGUGAUGCUGGCCCUCAGGCUCCAAGAGUUCCAGCGAGAGGCAGAAGCGAAUGAAUUGGUUGAAGAAGCGUUGCGGACAAGCCCAGAUUCUCCAUUUGUGCUCCGCUAUGCAGCAAAGUUUUACAGGAUACAGCACAAUGUUGAUAAAGCGAUAGAGCUGUUGAAGAAAGCCUUAGAAUUCACUCCGCACUCUUCCUUCUUGCACCAUCAAAUGGGUAUCUGUUACAGGAACAAGCUAUAUUCUCUGCAUAAAAAUCAAUGCAAUGGAGACCCUGGUGUGGAGGCUGAGUUGAUCAACCAUUGCAAGCACCAUUUUGGAACGGCAUUUGAACUGGAGCCAUCGAAUAUAUUUGCAAAGCUGGAUUUUGCCGGGAUCUGCUUAAUGAAUGCGUGGCACGAAAUAUUGUAA
Molecule: messenger RNA, 1141 nt
Organism: Amblyraja radiata (thorny skate)
Lineage: Eukaryota; Metazoa; Chordata; Chondrichthyes; Rajiformes; Rajidae
Product: interferon-induced protein with tetratricopeptide repeats 5-like
Exons: 3
Coding region: 77-1141 (354 amino acids)
Biological process (GO): defense response to virus
Cellular component (GO): cytosol
Molecular function (GO): protein binding
Source: RefSeq, a predicted model, not a curated record